AUGGCUAAUCUUAAUACAGUUGCACGUCUACUUAUGACUACAGCUGGUAUAAUCAUGUAUGUAUUAGGUUUGAUUGGAAAUAUUUUAAAUAUUUGUGUAUUUACAAAAUGGGCUCGUCCGCGAACAACAGCAGGCAACGAACAUCAUAAUGCUAAUCAAACAAAUAAUAGUCCAUUAUAUUUAUUAGCAUCAUCUAUUGCUAAUUUAAUGGUAAUUAUUUAUCCAUUAUUAACUCGAAUUAUAUAUGAUGGUUUCAAUCAUUUAAUUUCUCCAAAUCAAGUUAUUUUAUUAUGUCAAAUUCGAUAUUUUGUUUUACAUACAUCUGAUUUAAUGUCAUUAACAUGUUUCUGUAUGGCAACAUUUGAUCGAUAUUUAAUAACAUCACGAAAUGUUCAUUUAAGACAUAUGAGUACAACAAGACAAUUAACAAAAAAAAUUAUUUUACUUAUUUUUAUUCUAAUCAGUUUACAUAGUAUACCUGUAGCAAUUUAUUAUCAAGUUUCAAACGUUGGUCAAUGUUUUAUAAGUUCAAGUAGUUAUGAAUAUUAUUAUAUAUAUGUUCUUCUACUAUUAUUUCAUGGUAUAUUACCUAUUAUAUUUCUUUCAAUAUUUGGUUCAUUAACAUAUAAAAAUUUGAAAACACUUCAAGGUCAAACACAUGCACAUGUAACUCAUGACAAACAAUUAUCACGUAUGCUUUUUCUAAUGUCAUUUGCAAUUAUAAUAUCAUCGAUUCCAUAUUGUAUGGAACAAAUUUAUGAAGUUAUGUAUACUGAUAGUAAUUCUCAACAAUCAUCAUUAGUUUAUCUAUUGCAUAUUAUUUCUUUAAUUUUAUUCUAUACAAAUCCAGUAUCAAAUUUUUAUAUUUAUUUUAUUUCAACACCAAAUUUUCGUCAUGAACUAAAAAAAUUAUUUCAUUAUAAUAAACAUACUCAUCAUUUUGUUCAUAAUCAAAUACAUACAACUAUAACAUAA
Molecule: messenger RNA, 975 nt
Organism: Adineta steineri
Lineage: Eukaryota; Metazoa; Rotifera; Eurotatoria; Adinetida; Adinetidae
Source: the annotation of a GenBank genome assembly